GCUUAGGACACCCUUUCUUGAUCUGUUAUUAUAUAUUUAUGGGUUUGAUUUAUAGUUCUGGCAAAAAAGUACUUCAUAGCAUUAUUUCACAUUAACCCCCCCCCCCAUUGGCUCCACUAUUGAUCUCUUUCCUCAUGGAUCCAAUAUCCAUUUUGUUCUGCUCCCCUCCUUUCCUCUACCUUCUCUUCAUUAUAUGGAAGUUCAUGGGCCAAAAGAGGCACCGAGGGUGCUACAUUUUGGACUACCAAUGCUACAAGCCAACCGAUGACCGGAAGCUCAGUACGAGGCUAUGUGGGGAGAUCAUUCGGAGGAACAAGAACCUUGGUUUGCACGAGUACAAGUUCCUCUUGAAGACCAUAGUUAGCUCCGGCAUCGGGGAACAGACGUACGCGCCGAAGGUGGUGAUCGAGGGACGCGAGGAGUGCCCGACGUUCGAAGAGGGGGUCACGGAGAUGGAAGAGUUUUUCUAUGAUAGCAUAGACAAGCUCUUGAAGAGGCAAGGCAUUUGUCCCUCGGAGAUCGAUGUUCUUGUCGUGAACGUGUCGAUGCUCGCGUGUAUGCCCUCGUUGUCGACUCGGAUCAUCAACCACUACAAGAUGAGGGAAGACAUCAAGGUAUACAAUUUGUCCGGAAUGGGGUGUAGUGCUAGUCUUUUAUCCAUCAAUAUUGUUGAUAGCAUUUUCAAGACUCGAGAGAAUUUGUAUGCGCUUGUCGUGACGUCGGAGUCUUUGACGCCGAAUUGGUACACGGGGAAUGAUAGGUCCAUGAUUCUUGCUAAUUGUUUGUUCAGGAUAGGAGGGUGUGCCAUUCUCUUGACUAACAAAUUAGGGUGUGAGAAGAAAUCCAUGUUUAAGUUAAAGUUUUUAGUGAGAACACAUACAGGUGCAAAAGAUGAAUCAUACAAUUGUUGCUUACAAAAAGAAGAUGAGGAGGGGAGGGUGGGGUUUCACUUGGGCAAAAACCUCCCUAAGGCUGCAACAGGGGCUUUCAUAGAGAACCUCAAAGUUGUUGCCCUCAAGGUUGUCCCUCUCAAAGAGCUCAUUCGCUUUGCAAUAUUGUCCACUCACAGAAAACUAUCACAAAGCUCCAUUAAAAGAAUAGUCCAGCCUAAACCCAAGCCUAUGAUCAACUUUAAGACUGGGGUGGACCACUUCUGUCUCCACACUGGAGGGAAGGCUGUGAUUGAUGGGAUUGGUCAGAACCUAAACUUGAGUGAGUAUGAUUUGGAGCCAGCUAGAAUGACACUUCACAGAUUUGGGAAUACAUCAGCUAGCAGUAUGUGGUAUGUCUUGGGUUAUAUGGAAGCCAAGAGGAGGCUCAAGAGUGGGGAUAAAGUGUUCAUGAUCAGCUUUGGGGCUGGUUUUAAGUGCAACAGCUGUUUGUGGGAGGUGGUGAGAGAUUUGGGAGAUGAAAAUGUGUGGAAAGAUGACAUUCAUAACUACCCUCCACAAAUCCUAACAAACCCUUUCAUGGAGAAGUAUGGAUGGCUCCAACAUGAAGAUCCAACCACGUUCGUGAUUCCAGAGGACUAUGUGAUCCCAUAAUCUUUCAUUCCCUCCCAUAUUUUUAUUUAUUUUUUAAAUAAAACAAAAGUUAAAGAAAGUACAUGAUCCAAGGUUUUUCUUCAAAUCUUUAAACUUAUAUAUAUUGUACUCAUAAUGAGCAUAGUCUCAUUGUUUAGAUCAAUUUGAUUUUAUUUUGGCUACAUAUGUAAGUAAUUAAGGUAUGUUGUACCCAAAACAUCUGUAUACUAUACGUUUAAAAUGAUAAUGGUAAUAAAAAAGUGUACAUUGAUGAUUUGAUACUAUGUGUAAUAUUCCUAAUAUGUUAAAUAUAAGUGUUGUAUUGGUGGGA
Molecule: messenger RNA, 1854 nt
Organism: Cuscuta europaea
Lineage: Eukaryota; Viridiplantae; Streptophyta; Magnoliopsida; Solanales; Convolvulaceae
Source: the annotation of a GenBank genome assembly